AUGAGGGUGGGGCUGACCACCACCACCAGCCACAGACCUACCUGGAGCCUCGGUGUCUGCUCCAGAAGAAGUGGCAGACGGGAGGAUGGGCACGAGGGCAGGAGGCCUACAAAGAGCCAGCAGGUGGUCACUGGGAAGCUCUGUGGGCCAAUGCUCAUCGACCUGCGCUACCGACCGCCGGCUGAGGAGGGCGCUGUGGCCUCCGGGAUCCCGUCGGCCGGCGAGGGGACGACAGCACCGCGAGCCGUGCCGCAUGCGCAGCAGCAGGAGGCGAGGGGCUGCUGCGCGAAGUCUUCCCGAGGGAAAUCCAGUUCUCAACGAGGGCGCCGGCCCGGCGGCUCUGUCGCUCUUGGCGUUGCGUGGGCGGCAUCUUGGGGCGCAGAGGAGCCAACGGCAUCAUGCCCGCCAGCACUGGGGCCAGAGACGCGUCUUCUCCGGACGGCCCUCCGGCAAGAGGAAAAGGGUGGAGGCCACGCCCCCGAAAGGCGGAAAGACUGUAUCCCAGUUGGACAGCACAUGCCAGGGACUCAUUUCAUCGCUGUCAAAGUUCUUUUGAAAAAGCUGGAGGAAGCGCCGAGGGAUCACUGGAACUCUGGACUGAAGCUGUCACUGAAAUGCCCCCAGCCUCAGGUGGUGGGUUACCCUCCAGCGUCUGGAUAUGUCCGCUGCUGCAGGUCUUGGGGAAUUCUGGACCUUGCGGCAGACAAAAUGUCUGGCUUGGAGGCUGCAAACCAGGGAAGUCUCCGUCCCCAGCGAAGUCUCCAUCACUACCAAGGAACAAGGAAGAAGUCAGUCUUUGGUGUUUGCUGGCUCAUUGACCUGUGCUACCCACUGCUGGCUGAGGAGGGCGCUGUGGCCUCCAGAAUACCGUCGGCUGGCGCGGGGACAGCAGCACCGCGGGCGGUGCCGCAUGAGCAGCAGUGGGAGCCGAGGCGCGGUGGCGUGAAGUCUUGUGGAGUCAUCCUGUCGGAAAUCCAGUUUUCGCCGAGGGCCCCGGCCCGGUGGCUCUGUGGCUCUCUGCGUUGCGUGGGCGGCACCUUGGGGCGCAGAGGAGCCAACGGCAUCAUGCCCGCCACCACUGGGGCCAGAGACGCGUCUUCUCCGGACGGCCCUCCGGCAAGAGGAAAAGGGUGGAGGCCACGCCACCAAAAGGGCUUCCUGAAGAAUGAGAAGGACAAUGCCCUGCUGUGUGCCAUUGAAGAGUCCCGGAAAAGGGUAAGAAACAAGUCCAGAUGUAGAUGUGUACCGUUGUGAGGGCAGCACUGUAUAUUGGGGAGUGCGGGUUAGUUCACCAGAGGGAGUUCUGCAGGCACCACGUUUGCAGAAAAUACCAUGCUUGUAACUAUGUGUGUUUAGUGACUGAAAUGCAUCUGAAACACUGGACUGGUCAAUUAAUUAUUAGUCUUAAAAUGGAAGGGCCAGGCAAUUCUUUGCUUUCAUUGUUAUGGUAUAAAUGGUAUUUUGGUUUCUAUGAAUCAGCAGUUCAGAAAAGCAAUUAAGCUCCUUGGUGAUUUUCCUCAGUUUCUUUUUCUUUUAUCACACAAUUUGCCUUUCUGUGCUACCUUUUAUAUUAACAAUUUCUCCAAGCUCUUAAAAAAAAAAGGAACCAGCUUGGUAUGCAAAAGGCUGGUAAAUAAGUCAGUCCAAGCAGCCAUUAUAUGUGCAACAGUAUUUUUGCAGCAAGCAUUCCCUCAAGGUAUGCAGAGAUCAUUUACUUUACUAACAUGUGAGUUAUCUCCAUUUGUUUCUGACAAGGAUUAAAAGAUCAAAACCUUUCCAAAACAUUCCAUUACGGAGUACGAGAGUUUUCCAGCCAUUUUCCAGCCAUUGGGAUCUUUUGGCGAGUGGGAAAGAAGAUUGGCAAUCAUGUGGAGCUGGUUCUAAAAAUGUAUCUUUUCCCAGGAAGGCUGCUGGAGGGUUCAUGCUAUUCUGUCCACAGUGGCUGUCUCUGCAGGAUAAGGGUGAAAGGGGACCGCUGUUUGUCGGCUAUAUAACCCUUACACAGGUGAAAUAAAUGAUGCAUCAUUUAUGUAGUUUAAAAAAUAAUAAAGUAAAAAAGUGCUGCUUUCAGUUCGUUUUAUUAAAAUGUUCUAUGGAGGUGGACAUGUCUCAAUAGGGCUGAUCUGAGUGAGAUAGGGCAGCAAAGGGCUUGCCAGCCCUAAUUCAUAAGAAAAUGUUCCGAAGGCAUAAUUUAAAUGACUGAUACGUUCAAUUAUCAGAGUGAAAUUCCCUAAAAUUUCAUCAGUUACAUUUUUGGCAAUAGUACUUACACCUGAAAAUAGAGAAAUUCAAUUGAUUCAAAUUUGAAUAUGAUUUUAAAAAGAGAUUUUUUUCUUCUUUGUUUAUACUUUGAGUUACUCACCAACACUGAUUCUCCUGCUAUAAAGGACCAAUGAAACUAAAUUAAAACUGUUGAAUGUUACCAAGACUUAUUAAUCCAUUUAUCCUGUGGAAUGUGUUUCUGGAAUUGGCAGUCUCCAAACAUUGUGCCAUACUGAGAAUAAAUGUGCAGCCAGCCAAAACAAAAUGUGUGCAUAUGUGUUUAUGAGGGAGAUAUUCCCAUGUUGGGAGGCAGCCUUGGGAGAGACCUUUCACCUGUCUGGACACCAAAAGACUGCCAAUAAGCAAGAAUCAUUUUCAAACAAAAAAUGAGCGGCUUCCUGGCUGUGGAUAAAAUGAGAGUUCCUGUGGCCAGGAUUCUCACCUGGCCCUGGUUGACUUGCUCACUGCACACCUGUGGGCAAUACGUGACUAUUGACUCUAUAUAAAGAUCUCCACACAGUGCUAUGGGUGCGACACAGUGGCAGGGCUGCAAGGUGCAGGAGAGCAGAGCAGAAGCUGGAGUGGUGGCAGCGCCGAGGACAGAGGCCCAAAGGACGGCUGUGUGGGACAACUGUGCAGAGAGGCCCAGAGGAUGGCUGUGUGGGAUGACUGUGCGGGACAGCUGUGCAGGCAGAGAGGCCCAGAGGAUGGCUGUGCGGACAGAGGGGCCCAGAGGCAGAGACCAGCUUGCUACAUGCAGACUCGCUCUGAGUGAAUGGGAUUCUAGUGACUGACCUGCCACCUGGAAAUAAAGUUGGGUAUAACCCUUUCACCCCAAAGAGCGUUCCGCUGUUUCUUUGGUCACAUUGAAUCCAUAGCAAAUUUGCCUGGGGCUGAAACUCAUUGGCAAGACAAUUGGCAAAACAUUGAAACACAAGUAUAGUUUCUAAAAACCAGCAAGAGCUCGAUAGUAAGUAGGUGUGAAGUCAAAGCAUAUUGCCCUCUUCCCUUUAUGAAAAUGGGGUUUAAGUGCUCCCCACCUGUUCUUACUUCAGUUGCCCAGUUCUCUCCCUGCCUUCCUUUCUUAACUUUGUUCAAAGAGAUACAUUUCCACACUUAACCUGAAAGAUUCUAGUUUAAUUUACAAUAGUUUCUCCACAACUUUGUCAUUUCCUAUGGCUUAUCUUGCCUUCCUUUUAAUUUUUAGACCUCACAUACUUUCCAAGGUUAUCCCUUUUCUCUUCUCUCGGGUUUCCUUCCUUCUUGUCCUGCUGUUCCCUACCUCCCGCCUCGCCUCAGACCCACAUUCUCUUCCUCUUCUCUUAGUUCUUAGUUUAGUAGCUCUGUUGAUUCUCUCCUUAGCUCUUCUAGUUGGCAUUCUUCUUGGCACCUAAUUCAGUGGUUCUGAAAUGGGUCUAAAGGGAAUAGGCUGGGAUAGGGCAGAUGGGUGGCUGAUCACCCCUGAUUAGCCCACAAAUUGGAUGUUCCAUUAU
Manis pentadactyla (Chinese pangolin) is the source of this 3755-nucleotide messenger RNA. RefSeq lists its product as uncharacterized. The coding region runs from base 1 to 1254 and encodes 417 amino acids. The transcript has 6 exons. NCBI's taxonomy places the organism in Eukaryota, Metazoa, Chordata, Mammalia, Pholidota, Manidae. The record is from RefSeq and is a predicted model, not a curated record.